AUGAUCCUCUCGGUCAACAUAACGCUCAUUCCUCUGGCUUUUGACUUUGACAGUCCAGGGGACUAUUUCAUUUUUAUAUUUCACAUCUUGGCCGGGGCUAGCACCGUGAUAGUGGCCGGUUCCGUGGCAUGUGGUAUUAUUGGGACCCGUGCACUUUUAAGACAAAAUCGGUUUAUAUUUAUGCUGAACACAAGUAUUUGUGAUACAAUGACCGGCUGUGGUAUUUUCUACCAAUUUCUCUUUGAUGUGCAUGUGGGCUUUCCUUCUAAAAAUGGGACUUAUUACAUUUUGCCAUCGCUUCUUGGAGUUAAUAUCAUGACGUUUCUAUUUGCCCAGUUUGACCGAUAUUUUGCCGUGUGUCAUCCAUUCUUUUAUGGUCGCGUCAUCACCACAAGAGUGAUUAUAUGUAUCAACGUGUAUAGCUGGGUGCAUGUUUACGGUCAGCUGCUUAUAAAGCACAUGGUGCCUCUUUCUAAAGCCAUAGAGAUCGCAAUAUACAGCAGAAUCAGUCUGCUGCUGAUUAUUAUCACGAAAAUAGGCAUGACCAUCAAGUUGCUCUUCGUGGCGAGACACCAGCUGCUGCGAGAGCCGCCGGGCCCGGAGAGAGACAGUAAGAAAGAGUCCUUGUUCAUCAUAGUCAUGGUGGUUUUUUUCUUUGUAGUGUUGUGGAGCCCAGCCGUGCUCUAUUUGAUUGUGGCUUGGCUGACGGGGAAAUUUAUUGUCAUUAAAAAUGACGCUGUAAACCCAAUGACCAUCUUAUCCAGGAGCAACGCUCUGUGUACUCCGUCCCUCUAUCUGUGUGCGAGCCAUUCACUCAGGAUGGCCGUAUGGAAAACUGUGUGGAGCAAAAUCUGCUGCUGCAAACAACCCAAAAGGUUAGUUGGACCAAUAACAAACUAA
Sebastes umbrosus (honeycomb rockfish) is the source of this 900-nucleotide messenger RNA. RefSeq lists its product as uncharacterized. Bases 1 to 900 code for a protein of 299 amino acids. Gene Ontology annotation, cellular component: membrane. The transcript has a single exon. The record is from RefSeq and is a predicted model, not a curated record. NCBI's taxonomy places the organism in Eukaryota, Metazoa, Chordata, Actinopteri, Perciformes, Sebastidae.